Messenger RNA from Octopus bimaculoides (California two-spot octopus), 6164 nucleotides. Its product is annotated as polycomb protein suz12-A. The record is from RefSeq and is a predicted model, not a curated record. NCBI's taxonomy places the organism in Eukaryota, Metazoa, Mollusca, Cephalopoda, Octopoda, Octopodidae. Gene Ontology annotation, cellular component: ESC/E(Z) complex; RSC-type complex; nucleus. Gene Ontology annotation, molecular function: chromatin DNA binding.
ACGACAUGGCAGUUAUGCCGAUAUAGUUGUACUAAUUGCUCCUAGCCCUAGCUUUAGUAUCGAACUCGAAAGUGUUGCUUCAUAGAAAAGGAAAGUGAUCGGUAUAUUAUUAUUUUAAAAAUAUACAUAUAUAUCACUUCUAAUUAUAUCCUUCCAGUUAUUUAUAUAAAUAUAUAAACUAUGUGUAUUAUCUACAAUAAACUAAGCGGUGGUCUGCUCUGUAUGUAUGCAGAAAAAAAAGUGCUCACUUUACAUAUUUUUAUAACGUAUAUAUAUAUAUCAAUUCCGAGUAUAUCCUCCAAAUUACAUAGAUAUACAUACAACUAUAUGUAGUAGUAACUACAAUAAAAAUAUGUUAUCAACGUGCUGCUGCAAGUUGAGCAUGUAUGCACGUAUGAUUGCAUGUAUGAUCAAUGAGAGAUUAGUUAGUCCUAACAAACGAGCCAGACAUGUUAUAGCUUAGUUAUUCCUAACAACUUGUCCCAGUCUUAUCUCAAACUAAAUGUAAUAACACUUAAAUGAUAAACCCUUAGUAAAACGUGUGUAUGCAUGUGCGUGUAUGUAUGAUAUAUACAUGUAUAUAUGGCUUAGUUAUUUCUUAAAAAUUUGUUGAGACGGACGUUCAAACUAUCAGAAGGGCCAGAUAAAGCUGCUGCUGCUGUUGCUGCUAUUCUGGUGAAUAGUAUCCCAUGAUGCCUUGACUGCUUUGUGUGUGCAGGCUUCCCGCGGAAUUGGGAAGUUGACGCCGGAGUGUGGAGGGACAUUUAUAUAUAUAUAUACAUACAUAGAUAUAUGUAUGUAUAUAUACAUACAUACACACACAUACAUAUGUACACACCUGCACAUUAAAGAUUACAAACUUAUUUAAAAACAAAACUCGAAAAAUCAAAUAUCGAAAUAAACAUUUAUUGGACAUAUCUGAUUCACACUGAGGGACAUCGGGACAGACUGCCUAUAGCCAUCACAAAAUCAUAUUUAUCCUGGAAAUAAUACUAUUUAAAAGAAGAACAGAAGAGAACGGAACUACAGCGGUCUUACACAGCCGGUAGAAGAACCGGUGAGGAGAGACGGCCAACGGCCAUCAGCACCGAAUCAUUGCCAAUACCGUCUUGCCCCAGACAAACAACUAAGGGCUGAUACGAGGUAUUCCAGGUUAAGGGAUUUACAUAGAUCUUUACCCCUCCAAAUUGACUGCACAGGUCUGUGUAUUUGCACCAUUAAAGGCGGGUGCUGUACUGGUGCAUGUUUGCAUACCAUCGCUACUACAUUAUUACACCAAGACAUUUAUUAGCACACUAUAUUUACCCCUCUCUUUCUCAGUCUUUAUCGUGUGUGUACAUAUGUAUAUAUGCUGCACCCUAUACAUAUGUGUUCCUCUUGUUUCUUCAGUUCUGUUUUUACAUCGAUACUGGCAUACCUUGAACCAAUUCAAAAUCACUACUCGAACUUCACAGCCAUCGCACUGAAGCAUCAAUCAACAUUUCUUGCCACUGAACGAGCAUUAAUACUAGAAGACAAAAAGGCGGCAGAGACAAUUUUUUUUUAGUUAGACUAGCUAUUAUUACGUUAUUAAUUUCAUUUUUUUUUUACCUCUGCUAACAACGCAGGUCGAGAGAUUGUGUUUAAUUAAAAGUCACGAAGCAACUAACAACAACAAAAAAGUGUUUAUUAGUAACUUACUGUUAAAUGGUGUACUACUACUACUACUUGUUAGUGUCUUAGAAUGCUCUUUGACUCUCUUUUUUUGUAACGGUGUGUAUGUUUAGCUUCAUAUUUUUGUGUUUAUGUGGAUUGUAUUUAGCGCUUUAUUAAUUGGCAGCGUGUUUUGUAAUUUAUUUCAAAUAUUCGGAAGAUUUGCAUCGACUGGAAGUGUCCCUAAAAGAACUUUAAAAAUCCAAACAGCAACAAUAUUACUAAAUAAAUAACCAAAGCCCUGCCUCCUUAAAGAAAGGAGAGGGUAAAAGGAAAUAAUGAAGCCUAGAAAGAGAGAUAAAGAAAAGCCGAAUGUUGGCGAAAAACCUGGUAUCGGUAGCCAGCAGCACCAACAUCAGCAGCACCACAUCUCUUCCAAUCCACACCACCAUCAUGUACAAAGUGGACAUGCUAUAUCUCACAAUAGCACACAUCAUAAUACAACUAAUCACAAUUCUAACACUAAUCAACAAGAUUCUCAAUAUGAAACUAUCAAAGCUGAUCACGAACUUUUCCUGCAAGCUUUUGAAAAACCAACCCAAAUCUAUCGUUAUUUACGUGCCAGAAAUAUUGUUUCACCAAUAUUUCUCCAUCGGAACCUUCACUAUAUGAAACACAGACGAUCUAUUAGUAGUAACAAAAGGAAAGAUUUUCACUUAAGUUCUAUUCUUUGCAAAGUUGAUGCCAAGCUCAGAAAAUUAGCUUUGAAAGAAAGGUACAAAUCAGAAUUUAUGAAUAUUGAGUUCUCAGGCUUUUUUGAUAAACAAGCUUCUUCAGAUGUUGAAACUGUUGAAGUAGAAGUUUUGUUGCUAAAAAUUUGUCAUAAAAAACGAAAGGAUGUGACCUCUCCUGUAAAACAAACUAAGCUUGGCAAAGUUGAAGUGCCUCUGAAUCCACACAAUUUGGACUCAUCUAUACAACCUGCUGCCAACAAUUCAGAACCCAUAUCCAUUUCUCAUGAACAAUUCCACCAUAACAACGGACAUGCCGUCAAGUCUUAUGUUCUGGUGUUGCGGGUCCGGUGUCCAGUAAAGAGAUAUCUCUCUAAUGGAUUGUGUAAUGGAGACAUUUUAGAUGGACCAGAUGAGCCUCCACACAAAAGGAGAAAAAACGGAAAGAUGUCUCCAUUUGAAGAAGAUGUAGUUUUGUAUGGUUCUGAGCUGGCCAUCUAUGACAAACACAAACGGUGUCAGAUGACUGACGGUGAUUAUGAACUCUCUCUACAGGAUCUUGGUUCAAAAAUCUCUCCAAAGAAAAAUGCAGCCAACUGGGAGACAAUAGUGGAUGGUAAGGCUAUUGGCCCAUUUGAAGUAUUCAGCAAAUGUCCUACACUAAAAUUUUCUCUAAACUGGACUCAGCACAGUAAUAGCAACAACAAUAGCUGCAACACGUGUGCCAACAGUCAGAAUCGACUUGCGAAAGAUCCUUGUUUGGAAAACACUCUAACUCCACAUGAAUUCCAUAACAACUACAAUCACCAUUAUCAUCCUAACCAUGUGAUACAUUAUGAUGACUCAGGGAUAAAACGUGACACAGUUGUUAACAAAGCUAAAGAUACAAGCCAGCCCAGCACUCCAAAGAAAAAAGUGAGAAUAUACUACCAGUUUUAUUAUAACAACAACACACGGCAACAGACAGAAGCGCGUGAUGAUCUUCAUUGUCCAUGGUGCUCUCUCAACUGUAUGCAGUUGUACAGUUUGUUAAAGCAUCUCCGUCUCAGUCAUGCUAGAUUCAACUUUAUGUAUGUGCUACAUCCUAAAGGUGCAAGGAUUGAUGUAACAAUUAAUGAAAGGUACGAUGGUUCUUACGUUGGAAACCCUCAGGAUCUUCACUCUCAUAUAGGUUAUGCAUUUAGUCGUAAUGGCCCUGUGCGCAGGACGCCUGUCACUCAUGUUAUUGUUUACAGACCAAAACGCCCUGAUCCUUUAUUGUCCGAAUUUAUGGAACCAGAAACAGAUAACCAAAUCAACCGACAGUUUAUUCAGGGACACAAUCGACUUUACUACCAUACUGUCACAUGUCAGCCAAUUAGACCUCAGGAAAUUGAUAUUGAUAGUGAAGAUGAAAAUGAUCCAGAGUGGUUAAGACAGAAAACAAUAAAUAUGAUUGAUGAGUUCACAGACGUAAAUGAGGGUGAAAAAGAAUUAAUGAAGUUGUGGAAUCUGCACAUUAUGAAAAACAAGAGAAGAGGCAAGGAAAAUGGAGCUUAUUCAUCGAAUAGUUACAUUGCUGAUUGUCAAAUACCAACAGCUUGCAUGACAUUUAUGGAAGAACAUGGAGAAGCAAUCAUCAGAAAGAACUUAACUCGCAAUUUCAUGCUCCACAUGGUGAAUUUGUUUGAUUUUAGCCUAAUUGGACCAGAGGUGGUGCAGCGCACAAUGAGUGUGUUGGAAAACUUAAAAGAAGAACUGGGUAUGUAUUGAACGAUGACGACCACGGAACACCUGAAAUAAACAAGAAACAGACGAAAAGAAAGGGCUUAAAUCAGUUGAAAGCCUUUUGCUGACCACUGCCACUUCAUCAUAAAGCACUUCUUAACUUUUAUAGUUGAAGAUUCAUUAUUAACCAUCCUAACACAUCAUUGCCAUAUCCUCUACUGCCAGGCAUUAUUUACAACCACCACCACCACCACUUCACAAAUACAUCUGCUGCUUGCAUUUGAGAAACUGCAUGCAACAGUGUCCAUUCCAAAAAGAAUAAGUAUAAAGAUUAUACUACUACUAAUAAUAAUCUGAAAAGAACUCGUUCCUUUUCAUUCCAUUCUUCACAUCAAGCAUCUCUUAAAUUUGAUAUUUAGCCAUCUCGUCUUUCUGCCACCUGAAAUGUGUGUGUGUGUGCGUGCGUGCGUAUGCACGCGCAUGUGUGAAGGAAAGAAAGAAAGAGGGAGGGAGGGAGAGAUGAGCUGCCAUGUAGGAGUGUUUCGACGUGAAACAAACUAUAACCAUUAGGUAGCAGAGUUUGCUUUAUGAUUUUCGUAAAUUUGCACAUGCAUCCACCAAAACACACACUCACACACAUUCUCUUUCUCUCUCCUCUUGGACAAUGAAAUAUAUGUGCUUGAUACUUUAAUAUAUUUUCAGAAAAAUACCAGAAACUGUGUCAAUAAAAGCAUGAAGUUGAUUAGUUGUGUAAAAGUGCUUUUUAUUUUAUUUUAUUUAAAUUUUUUUUUUUUUUUUAAAGCAAUGACAGCUUUUUCUCUUAACCUCCUCUCUUUCGUUCUUUCAUCAUCUUCCCUUUAGUUCAUCGCUUUCAGUAGUAUACACAUCAUCUCUCUCUCUCUCAUUACAUUCCCUUUCCCCCUCCUCUUUUUGCUCUGUCCCAUCCUUGUGCUGUAUUGCCUUUUCUUUCUCCUCAUAUCUCUUCCUGUCAUACAUCCACACUGUUACUUUCGUUUUCCUUUUCACCUUGCUCACCACACACACACACACACACUCUCUCUCUCUCUCUCUGAUAUGAAUGAAAGAUUUCUGUAACUUUUUUUUUUUUUUUUUUUUUUUUUUUUUUUUUUUUUUUUUUUGGAAAGAGAAACUGGAAAGCUUUUUCUUUUUAAAAACUUUUGUUGCUAUUCUUCAAUUGUUUUCCUAAAUUUUAACGCCAUGUUUACCACCUCUGCUACUCAGACACACAAUUCGGCUCUGCUGGAGAUGCUGACCAGGUAAAAAAAUUGUAGUUGUCAUCUUGGAAAUGAAAUAAUGGUAGUUUCGAUAUUUAAAAUAUAAUUUUAAAAAAGUGAUUAUUUUCUCUCCUCCUUUUUAGAAAGCCUACUUCAUACAGUUGCUCAUCUUUCUCUGACAGUUCAUAUGGCAAGGUUCCUUCAUAGGGCAUUUAUUUGCCCAGCUUUCUGAUAAGCAUGGUGCAAGAUCUCCUCUCCAGUUCUCUGAAAUAUACUCCGUGCAGCAAUCUUUGUUAGCACAUCACUCACUGCCAAAAAUAUACGGAGACUGUCAUUGAGCAAGAACAGGAAUAUAAAAAUCAGACAUGACUUUGCCUAUGCUCUAUGUACUGUAAUUGCUCAAUGUUCCUCUUCCCCUUUCUCUCUCUCUCUCAUUAAGCCAUGCACCAGUGUAUUCAGGGAACCCGGAUACUUCUACUGACAACCUCCUUGGUUCUAACUGCCACACCUUUUCAGAAAAAAGAAGAAAAAUCAUUCAUAGUUUACUGUUGCCUUCUGGAUCAUGGGUUGUCUGUAUUAUACUAUCUUGGUAAAGGAAAAUUGGAGAUUAUUUAACUGCCAGAUAUCUUUUAAUGCUACCUAAAACUAUGCAAACUAGGCUGUACAUAUAAGACCAUAUGCACAUAUCCAAAAGAUAAAACACAUACACAUUUUGUUUUAAUGAUUCAUAUAUAAAUAUUGUUCUUAUUUGAACAAUAGGUGCCAUUUUACCUAAUAGGUUUAUACACAGAGUAUAGUCUUAAUUACAAUGGUUUGGUGGCAGUGUUUUUUUUUUGGUUUUUUUUUUUUUUUUUUUUGA